Naegleria gruberi is the source of this 339-nucleotide messenger RNA. RefSeq lists its product as uncharacterized. Gene Ontology annotation, biological process: mRNA splicing, via spliceosome. The transcript has a single exon. The coding region runs from base 1 to 339 and encodes 112 amino acids. Gene Ontology annotation, cellular component: U2 snRNP; U12-type spliceosomal complex; precatalytic spliceosome. NCBI's taxonomy places the organism in Eukaryota, Heterolobosea, Eutetramitea, Acrasida, Naegleriidae. The record is from RefSeq and is a predicted model, not a curated record.
AUGUCCAUCAGACACCACGCAGACCUAAUCCUUUGCCGCAAACAACCUGGUAUUGCCAUAGGCAAACUUUGCAAAAAUUGUGAUGGAAAAUGUGUCAUUUGUGAUUCCACUGUAAGACCACAAACAAAAGUACACAUUUGUGAGGAAUGUAACUAUGGAAGUUUACAAGGAAAAUGUAUUAUUUGUGGAGGAAAGGGGGUUUCCGAUGCCUAUUACUGCAAAUCUUGUGUUUUACAAGAGAAGGACAGGGAUGGAUGCCCAAGAGUAAUUAAUGUCAGUCAAGCUAGAACAGAUUUACAUUUUGAAAAGAAGAAAUAUGUACAAGGGUCUAAUCUAUAG